This is a messenger RNA of Microthlaspi erraticum, 486 nucleotides long. NCBI's taxonomy places the organism in Eukaryota, Viridiplantae, Streptophyta, Magnoliopsida, Brassicales, Brassicaceae. The record is from the annotation of a GenBank genome assembly.
AUGCGAAAAGACUUGCAGGCUCUCCAUUCGAAGAUUGACAAGCUGAUUGUAGCUCAAUUCCCUCCCAAACAAGUCAGCUCUAUCUCUGAUACAACACAGGCUAUCAAACAGGAAGGGGAGGAGCAACAACAUACAAGCACCCCUCCAACCACAAGGAAGACCAUCUAUGGUCACACAUUUUACCAGGCACUUGUGGCUUACAGAAUCACUCCACACAGAUCCAACCCGCAAGGGCACCUUCCAAGUAUCCCACCAAUGCCAUACCCAACUACACAGAGCCAAGAUUGGGAUAUGAAGGAUAUGCUCCAACAACUCCUUCAGGGGCAAGCCAAAGGUUCACUAGACAUGAACCACAAGUUGCUAGAAAUAAACUCCAAACUGGAGUCAUUGACUUCAAGAGUGAAAACCAUUGAGUCUUCUAGUGUGUUAUCCUCUUCAUCUCAAGAGUAUGCUCAAGCUGUUACACUGAGAAGUGGGCGACAGUGA